UUCAACACAGUAGACAACUGAUGAAAAAGAUCCUACAUCAUUGUGUAGACUUGUAAGAGAGAAUUGUGUAUUUUGUGAAUAUUAAUGUUAUUACGUAAAUUGUUUUCCAUGAAGCUGACAAAAUGAGUUCGCCAAAAACCGACUGUUUCAAAGACACAGUGACCGUGCUCAUUAACGCUUUAGGAGAUAAUGAUAAUUCAGUCAACAACGUUGUAAUAAAAUCCCUUGCCAAGAUAGCCAAUGUGUAUCCGAACGAAGUUAUCGAAAUAUUUUGUGAGUUUUAUCAGAAUACGGUUAAAUCGAACCUAAUACAAUUAGGAAACAUUGUUAAAGUCCUGGAACAGACAUGUGUAAACCAAGUGAAGAAAUUAGAUCAGAAGGUAGCAGGAGAACUAGUCAAUUCAAUGCUUCGAGCAAUGACAGAGAAUGUAACAUACGAACCUGUAGUCCAAAUGGGUGCAUCGUCUGUUUUAGUAGCUAUUGGCCAUGAGUACUUGGAUUUGGUACUGCGGUCUCUAAUUAAUCAAAUGACCCCAGCGUCUGUACCUCAUUAUACGAUCGCCCACACGCUGGGUACGCUGGCAGCGGUCAACACGCAUGGAGUGGUACCGCACGUCAAGGAGAUCCUUGGCAAAAUGCUGCCAUUACUUCCUUUGGUCAAACAGGAUGGUGUGAAGCAAGCUUUCGCAUAUGCAUUUGGCCAUUUUGCCGUCGCAGUGUCUGAACAAAUAGGCGAUAAUGUCGAAAACGAUAAUAUAACAUCGAUAAAGGAUAAUUUUGUCACGGAAUUCACGAUCGUAUUUGACGUGCUCUACAACCAGUGGCUACCGUCUCACGAGCCGAAAGUAUCGGAAUCAGUACUCGAAGCCCUCGGGCCCAUCACUAGACUCAUAUCAGAAAGACAAUUUAAUGAAACUGUAAAUAAAUUUGUACUAUCUCUUCUAUCUUUGUAUCGCAAACCGGCGAUCAAUUUCUACUACAUUAGUCAGUGUAUAUCUUACUUAUUGUCACCAUCGCCUUUGAACCCAAAACUGUCCUUGAAUGAUAACGUGAUAAAUUCAAUAAACAACGUUCUAUUUAACUUGGUUCUUUUAGAGCCAGAUUAUGACCAACCUCAUACGGUCAAGAAUCAUUUCGAAGUACUUCGUUGUUUCGACCACAUGGCGGGCCAGUUUCCCGAUCAAACAGUCGAAAACUUGCUGCACCAUUGUAAAAACAACCAAGAGAAAGAAAGAAUGAAAGCUGUUAUAAUUUUAACGCAUUUGACGACAUCGUCUCAAGUUUUUAUUGAAAAUUUCGCAUCAAAGUUCACAACUAUUUUGAAAGUAAUGGUUGUUAUGGAGCAAGGAGUCAAAAUGAAGAAAUUACUUGUCAAAGCGAUAGUUGGACUUGUAUACAGAAAUUGUAUAAUGGCAGCUGAGGAUUUUUCUAUGGUCGAGUUUAUAAUAAAACACUGUGGUUACGAGGGUCCGCCGACUGUUUCGAAAUCGGACAUCCUAGAUUUACAUGACACCUGUAAGAGUUCACUUAUUCUUAUGUGUAACACGGUAACGAGUGUGAGGUCUCAAUUACGUAAUUUGCUACUGCACUCUCUUACUGUUGAUGAAUUCACUUCAUCUAUGUCGACGGUGAGCCAUUGUCUGACCUCUUUGCUGCAAAAUAAUUCAGAUGUCACAACCGAUGACCAGGCUAAUAAGCUUAGUGAUAUGAUAUGCUCUCCGGAUCUCGUUUUCGUACGAUGCAUCACACACGUAGUCGAUCCAGAUCAAAUAGAUUUGAAUAAGAACUUGCUUCUAUUUCUCGAAGAAUUUUCCGGAGACGUGCAUAAGAAUUUGAAAAAUUCUUGGACCGUAGAAAUUCAGAGAUUAUUGAAAUAUGUCGAAAAGAAUGAAUCGAAGGAGCAGUGGCACGGAAUGUUGUUGGAUCUCAUGAUAUCUGCUGUGGAACAGGUGAACAGCAACAAGUGGGUGGAAACAAUAUCAACUUUAAUAUCUCAGCAAAUACUUUCCAAGAAACAGUCGCCUAUGAUUAAAGGUGUAUCUCUUCAAUAUAUGGCCAUACUAUCAUGUCAUAUGUCAAAUGCCGCUGUAGUUGAGACAGUCCUUAAAAUAAUACUAUUCGCUCUGAAAUCUAUUCCAAUGGAAAGCGUUGAUUAUGUUAGUAAAGCAGUUGGUAUUGCGUCGCGAGAACACGGUGAAUUCGUCCUCAAUGAGUUGGAUGCGACAUAUAAAGAAAAUGAAGCUAGACGAGGCAAUAAAUUGCUUAAUUUCUUAUCAUCAAGAUCGUCGAAGACCGAAGUUGAAUUAUCAGCAGUCAAAUAUGCAGUUAUAACAUGUUAUGGGAAAGUUGCCUGUGAGUGUCUCGAUGUGCACGUCUUGGCUAGGUUAGGGGAAAAUGUUACAUCAAUAUUGUUUGAAAUCUUAAAGUCUAAUCCACCUUACGACUUGUGCAAGGCCAGCGUUGCAACUUUAUACGAGGUGGGUAAAGCACUACAUCCGGCUGCACAUCAUAAUGUGGCUUUGAGAAAUCGCUGGCAACUGUUGAACGCUGUUUUAGAACAAAUUUAUAACGCAAAUCUGGAUAAACGAAACGUUGAACUUUAUCCAAUUAUUGUAAAAGCAUCGAAAGCCCUGACAAAAUUACAAAAAGGUAUCUUGCCCGAAGAAAGAAAUACGAUCCUGAGAGUUCUAUUUAACAGCAUUUUCGGAGAACUUUCGUCUUUUAAAAGAAAGUACGAGAUAGAAGGAAACGGUGACAAAAACGACUUAUUAGCGAAAACGUUAAACGACUCGUUGUCUCUUUUGCACGAUUUAAUUAGAGAGUUAAUUAUCCAAUCAACCUGCUUGAGCACGAUUGAUGAUAUCGUCAGCUUACUAAUUGAAUGGAUGCGUCACGACAACGACGAAAUUCGUACAGCUGCUGUAUUAAUAAUGCAAGUAGUGUUAGAUGCAUAUAUAAAAAAUGUUACACUUAAUUAUGAGACACCGAGCAAAUUUGGGCAGAUGGGUUACUUACUCGGCAUAAUCGUCCCAGGUGUUGCUGAUACAAACUUCCCAGUAAGGUUAACUACGGUUGAUUGUAUUAAACUAAUAAUCCAGAUACAGGACUUGUAUGAAGGUCACACGAUUGAACCGGAAGACGAAUGCAUGUCGAACCUUUCGCAGCUGCAGAAUAAUAUAUUGACUAACGAUUUGAACAUGAUAAGUGAGUAUUGUACGAAAUUGUGCGACGCUAUAUGGUCGAAAAUACCACAUUUACAUACGAUGCAAUUCAUAGAGAGUCUCCUAGAAGGAUACGAUAAUCAAGAAUUUAGGAGUGUUGGGAUUAGUUCGAUUUUAGAUGAAUUUGUUUUAAAGAAAGGUCAGGAUCUGUUCCAAAAUAUAGAACGGAUAGUCGAGGUGUUACUUUUGACGAUGGAUGAAGUGGUUGAUGAUGCUAGGAUGAGACUUAUGAGGCCGCUGACGUCAUUGACACGUCACCAUUCAAACGCCGUCACCGCUGUGUUGCUUGCGCAAAAGCUGCCAUUGAAAUCAUGCGUUGUAUCUUGCUGGCGGUACUUGGCUAGAGAUGAAAGUCUAUCUGCUGUCAUCGUAGAUAACUUCCUACGUCUGAUGACGUCAAUCGAACUUUACGAGGACCCUUACCACAUCACUGAAAAUCACAUUGCUGCGUUACAGCCUCUGACUCUCAUAAGUGCCCUUGGUGAGAUGUUACAAGAGGAAGCCAUGAGACCAAUAUGUCUCGCUAAGUUCCCUGAUCUCUUCGCGGUCUUAUAUACGACGCUAGCAUGCUACAUGGAAGCAGAACCUCCCGCGUACUCCUUACCACAGAACAGAGUACAGGAGAGGUUCGGCUUCGUGCCAAACAGGGAAUCCAUCAAGUUGUCUCCUGCUAAGAUAACCAUUAACACGUUUAACGCGUUUUUGGAACGCGCUGAUUGUUAUAAGGUGAAGGAAGCGUGCUCGCUGUGCCUGACGGUGGAGCACGGAGACAGCUCCAGCACGCUGCUGGAGCUGGCGCCGCUGCUGGGCGGGGCGCUGAGCCGCGCGCUGCCGGCGCAGCUGCAGCGCGUGUCGGUGCGCGUGGCGCACUACGCGCGCUCCGCGCUGCCGCCGCAACGGUGCGCCGCGCUCGCGCUGCUGGCCGACUUGCUCAACUACCGCUGCAACGACAACCCGGUGCUGAUCGAGUGCGUGCUGUCGGCGCUGAGCACGGGCUGGAAGGACGAGCACGGCCGCGUGCGCGCGGCGUGCCUGCGCGGCGCCGCCAACGUGUGCCGCCUGCGCGGGCCCACGCGCGCGCACGCGCUGCCCGCCGCGCUCGCCGCGCUCAGCCAGGGCGUCGACGCGCAGCAGAUGCCAUCCCCAUUCGAAAACGUUCCCCUCGCAGCUAUUCAAGGUCUGAGCCGCCUCAUCACGGAAACUGAUAAACUCGACCAGGAGUUCGACAGAGAACUGCUCUCGAUAUCGCAAAAAAUACGUCCGUUCAUGAACACGGACUGCCCGCUAUUGAGGGAGAACUCCAUACGGCUGUUCGGUAUUAUCGCGAGUCGGGUGCAGUCCGAAGCGCUCGUGGAACAGGCCGUGGCGUCUUUGCCGUGCUUCCUGCUGCAUCUGUGUGAUAAUAACCCUUCCGUAGUCAGGGCGAGUAAAUUCACGCUUCGUCAAGUUUUCAAAACGUUCAAUGUGAAGAAGUCAAACGAUUUCGUUCAAACCCAUCUUUUGGACGAGGGCCGGUUGUACUUGGACGAGUUCCUGACAGCCCUCGUGCGCCAGCUCGCUGACGAGAUGCCGUCUUCCAUUGUCAAGUGCCUGCAGACAGCCGUGAACUAUCUGCAUUGCGCUAGAGAAGAGAUCAAACCGCACCCUCCAUUGUUGUUGGGCAUUCUGUACGCGGAGCUGUACCGCAUCCGCGACAAGUACCCCGAGGAGACGCGGCUGGACGGCGCCGUGUCGCGCGGCGCGCGCGCCCGCCUGCUCGCACUCGUGCGCGACGGCGACGCGCGCGUGCGACAACACGCCGCGCUCGCGCUCGCCAACCUCAGCCUCGUUGACGCGCGCGGCGGGUGACGCGCGCGCCGCCCCCCGCCGCGCCACGGCCGCCUGAGGAUUGUACGCCCCCAGUGAUUGUACGCCCUAGCUCGGGCCCUCCGCGCUGGCGGUAUUUACUCGCAUAUUAAUAUUUUGGAUCGUGAAUCGAAUCGAGUUAUAAAUAAAUAUAAGCUUCGUCUGUGUUAAUAAAGAUAUCUCAUAUAUAUUUCCAUGUAAUAGUUGUCAAUUUUCGUAUUCGCAAAUUUUACUAUAAAAAUAGAACUUUCAGUAACGCGUAGCAUAGCAUUAAUUCAAUAUAUUGACAGUAAAAAUAAUGCGUCGAAAUUUGCAAUCUUCGUUUCGUGUUGUGUCGUUCCACUAUAUGUAGUCAUUAAAUUUCUUCAUACGAAUUCUUUUUCUUUUCGAAACAAAUAAUCAUAUUAUUUUCAUUCAAAACCGCGACUUUUAUUAGAAAAAAAUAGUUACUUGAACGUAAACCUCGUGUAGUGAAUCGACGAUCUAACAUCGAUGAGACUAAUUCAUAAUAAAUAAAGCCUUAUAAUGUUAAUUAUGAAUAAAAUAUUUGAAUAAUAAUAAUAAACGUAUAAUCUAUUCCGUAAAUUUACCAUUAUUAUAACUUAAUAAAAAUAUAUUCUAAGAUGAGUUAUAGAAAUUAAUACAUAUAGUCAUAGUGUAAGUUAUAUUGUUCGUAAAAUAUAUAUGAAGUUUGAUCGCUAGUUGAAUAGCUUCUGCUGUUAAUAUAAGCGAAAAUUAUAUUUAAAAGUGAAAAGUGUUAUAUCCCAUCAGCCUAUAUAACAUGAUCUAUACAACUCAAUCAUUGUAUUACAAUUGGCCAAAUGUAUUUAAAACAAUUUGUAGCUUUUGUAGAAGAUUUCGUUCCGUUUUCCGUUAUAAAUAAAAAUUUUAAUAUGUAUAUGUAAUAUUCGAUUUAUUAUUAAUCUAGUUGAAAUGUACUUAUAAUUGGAAUGAAAAUUACUAUACAGCUUAAGAUGAUGUACACUUUAAUAUAAUUUAUUAUUUGUAAACCAAAUACGAUUAAUUCGAAGCUUAUUAUAAAAAUGAAUAAAACGUUUUAUUUUCAAGCACAUAAUUAAUAAUUUUUCUCGAUACUUUUUGUUAAUCCAUUCAUGGCCGUGGCAAGCUAUAUUAUCAUUUACGCCUUAUGUCAAUUACACUUACCCUUAUAUGAUUUAUUUUACUAAAUAUUUACGGUUGCUCAAUCAGCUUGAUGCUAACCGUUCCUCGGAAUGUUUUUGUUGGUUACCAAAAAAAACCCUUAAUACGCUCUUGGUAGCUUACGUCUUGAAAAAGAUUAGUUGUAUUCUACUUUACCGAAAUCAUAUGGCAUGUGGGUAAAUUAGGCGUGGUAGGUACAAUCGCACUACAAAGAAAUGUGAAAAUUGUUCAAAUGAAUCUCGCGGCCGGUUUUAAUUAAAACUAUGCAUUGUUACAUUUUUAAUAUUGGCAUAGCCAGCAGUCCAAUCUGUUAUCUUUUGUCGAAGUUAAUUUUGAAUAUUUUUUAUCUGGCAGUGUCAGUAAUAAGGAUGAAAUUAUCGGACGUAAUGUUAAUCGGCAAAAUGGAAAAGUGCUCGUUUUCAACAAAUUGUAUUGGUAAAGUAAAUAUUUAAAUUGGGCUUUUGAGCUUAUUUUUUCACACAACGAGACUACGAUUAUACUUAUUCACACUUGGCAUCAUAAUUCUAAUUUUAAAACAUAAAAAUUAGAUUUUUAGCCUGGCAAUGAGUAGGUUAACAAAAAGUAACACUAAUAAACAUCUAAAAAUCUACACAAACAUUCAUAGUUGAUUAAAAUAUUAUAUAACAAGAACAUUUUCGAUCGCAAGCCGCGUAAAGGACAUUUUGACGAAAAUGUUUUUUUAUCGGUGAAUCCACGUUGUGAUAUUCGCAACAUUACGUCACAUACGACAAACGUUUUAUUUUUUCUUUCAAUAAAAAAAAAAUCAUAUUAUGAUACGAUGUUAAAAUAUAUGGAAAAUAUAUAACUACUGUUUUUAUUUUCUAUUUUUAGGUCUUUGCUUUUGUAAAUUUAUGUUCUGUCUUUUAUGUCUUUUGUAAUCUGAGGCGUUUUAUGAGCGAAUUUCGAAAUCGUUUUUAUAAUCUGUGUAUCGAUAUUAUUUUCAACGAAACAGACAGUUUUAACUGUUUUUUUUUUUAAUUAAGGCACCAAGAAAUUAUUCGAAUGGAAUUUGGAUCAUGUUUGUAUUUAUUAUUUAAUUUACGCCUAAGUUCAACACAGUUUUAAAAAGAUGUUUAGUUUUUAAAGAAUAUUUUUUUCGAAAUUUAUCUUUAAUUGUAAUAAUUGCGUCGUCAUUUGUAUUAUUGUGUCCUCAGAACAGAGUCUAGUAUGUACAAGGAGCAUCAAUUUAUACAUAUAAGUAUAUAAUUUGCCAUGUAUUUUUAUAUAUAAUAGCUUAUAAAAUAUGGUUAAAUUAUUAUUAUUAAAUCCUGAUCAGUUGAGAUUUGGAUUAACUAAACAUAUAUCAGACAUUCCUUGAUAAUAAGCGUUAAUAUUAUCAAUAAUAAUAAAAUAAUAUUAAACGUCACAAGUUCAAUGAAAUUUUCAGUUGGAUCUUUGUUCUUGAUUUUGUUAAAAUUUCCAAAUCUAAAAUGUUAAUGAUGUAAACGAGACUGAAUUGAGAAAUGUCUGUUGAUUAGUAUCGAAUAAAUAAUUUGCCUUAAAUAUUGUUACAAAUAAAGCUAUAUAUAGUUAUUAUAAUAUUGAAUAUAUACGAAGAUUAUAUUAUUUGCUUGUAUAUUAAAUAUAAUAUGUUUUGUUAAAAUUUAAAUGUUAAAGUCUAACGUGAAAAGUUUUAACUCAAAUCGAAUUGGUAGAUUCUCAAUAUUAACAUGUUCAUACAUACAAUGUUGUAUGUCGUUAUAACCGAUUCAAUUUUAUAGGACAUUAAUAUUAUAGCAAUAUAAUCAAUUGAAUACUUUGAUUAUUUGUAAAAAUAAAUAUUAAAAGUAAAACAGAACUCUAAAGU
Molecule: messenger RNA, 8055 nt
Organism: Nymphalis io (European peacock)
Lineage: Eukaryota; Metazoa; Arthropoda; Insecta; Lepidoptera; Nymphalidae
Gene: c11.1
Product: maestro heat-like repeat-containing protein family member 1
Exons: 12
Coding region: 123-5069 (1648 amino acids)
Cellular component (GO): cytoplasm
Source: RefSeq, a predicted model, not a curated record